Messenger RNA from Sorex araneus (European shrew), 1370 nucleotides. RefSeq names its product GTPase IMAP family member 8-like. The record is from RefSeq and is a predicted model, not a curated record. Bases 9 to 1370 code for a protein of 453 amino acids. The transcript is spliced from 5 exons. Gene Ontology annotation, cellular component: endoplasmic reticulum. Gene Ontology annotation, molecular function: GTP binding. Lineage: Eukaryota; Metazoa; Chordata; Mammalia; Eulipotyphla; Soricidae.
CUGCUGCGAUGGAGAUGCCGGCGGUCCCUGGGGAUCCGGAGGCUGCCACGGGCCCUGGCGCAGUGCCCAGGAGCCGCCGGAGCACGCGGGAGCCGGGCCUGAGGCUUCUCCUCCUGGGAAAACACGGCGCGGGGAAGAGUGCCACGGGGAACAGCAUCCUGGGCCGUGAGGCGUUUGCGUCCAGAUUCAGGGCGCAGGCGGUCACCACAGAGUGCCAGAGUGCGCACGGGACUGUGCGGGACACGGAGCUCGUGGUCAUCGACACCCCCGACCUCUUCUCGAGCGUCAGCGACGAGGACCAGCGUGGCCACCUUCAGCGCUACGCGGAGCUCUCAGCUCCCGGCCCCCACGCGCUGCUUCUGGUCAUCUGUGUGGGCAAGCGCAUGACAGAGGACGCGGAAACCAUCCAUCGCGCCAAGUGCAGAUUUGGACGGGAGAUCGGGAAACAUAGCAUCGUGGUCUUCACCAGGAAGGAUGAGUUGGGGGAGGACUCCCUGGAUGAGCUCGUGGAGAGCGACAAGGCCCUAAGGGCGCUGGUGCAGGACUGCGGGGGCCGGUACUGCGCUAUUGACAACAAGGCCUCGGGGGCGGAGAGGGACGCGCAGGUGUCCGAGCUCCUCUGCAAGGUAAAGGGUCUGGUGGACCAGAACGGAGAACAGCCCUAUUGCCUGGACCUCGGAAAGGAACACAGUGAAUUGCAGGAUACCAUGAAUGAAAGAUGUGACAAUUCACAUGGGUCCGAGGAGAUGCAGCUGCAGUCGGCCGGCAGUGAGCUGGCCCCCGAGACAUCAGAACUGAGGGUCCUGCUGGUGGGCAAGCACGGCGCGGGAAAAAGCACAGUCGGAAAUCGCCUUCUGGGGGAGCAGGUCUUUGACACCGGAUUCAGUGAAGAACCCAUGACCACAAAAUUUCAGUCUCAGAGUAGAGUCUGGGAAAAUAGGAACAUUUUGAUCAUCGAUUCUCCAGACAUCUCAUCUCCAGAUAGUUUUAAGCGGGAGUUUCAGAGACCCACACUUGGGGACCCCCAUGUCAUCCUGAUGGUGAUUCCCAUCGGCUCGUACUCCGAGAAAGAUGAAGAUCUGCUGGAAACCCUUCGAAGAAGUUUUGGAAACAAAAUCUUUGAGCACAUGUUCAUUCUCCUCACCAGGGAAGAAGAUAGACGUCAGAGUACAGAAACUUUAAAGGCUAGAAAUCAUUCUCUCAGUAAGCUCCUCAAGGAGUGUAAUGAUCGAUACAUAUUCUCCAACUUCAAAGCAGUGGGGGAGGAGGAACAGCAGCAGGUGGAUCAGCUCCUGCAAGAACUCGUGAUUCUGACGCAGCAGAAUGCGAAUAAGCCAUGUGCCAUGGUAAAGGAAGAUGAGAAUGUUUGA